AUGAAUACACCACAGCCCUCCGGACCUUACUACCAGAACCAAGGCACAGCAACACACCACAGCCCUCCGGACCUUACUACCAGAACCAAGGUACAGCAACACACCACAGCCCUCUGGACCUUACUACCAGAACCAAGGCACAGCAACACACCACAGCCCUCCGGACCUUACUACCAGAACCAAGGUACAGCAACACACCACAGCCCUCCAGACCUUACUACCAGAACCAAGGCACAGCAACACACCACAGCCCUCCGAACCUUACUACCAGAACCAAGGCAAAGAAUUACACCACAGCCCUCCGGACCUUACUACCAGAACCAAGGCACAGCAACACACUACAACCCUCUGGACCUUACUACCAGAACCAAGGCACAGCAACACACCACAGCCCUCCGGACCUUACUACCAGAACCAAGGCAAAUAAAUACACCACAGCCCUCCGGACCUUACUAUCAGAACCAAGGCAAAGAAUUACACCACAGCCCUCCGGACCUUACUACCAGAACCAAGGCACAGCAACACACCACAGCCCUCUGGACCUUACUACCAGAACCAAGGCACAGCAACACACCACAGCCCUCUGGACCUUACUACCAGAACCAAGGCAAAGAAUUACACCACAGCCCUCCGGACCUUACUACCAGAACCAAGGCACAGCAACACACCACAGCCCUCUGCACCUUACUACCAGAACCAAGGCACAGCAACACACCACAGCCCUCCGGACCUUACUAUCAGAACCAAGGCAAAGAAUUACACCACAGCCCUCCGGACCUUACUACCAGAACCAAGGCACAGCAACACACCACAGCCCUCCGGACCUUACUACCAGAACCAAGGCACAGCAACACACCACAGCCCUCUGGACCUCGGUGA
Messenger RNA from Oncorhynchus gorbuscha (pink salmon), 879 nucleotides. RefSeq names its product extensin-like. The record is from RefSeq and is a predicted model, not a curated record. Lineage: Eukaryota; Metazoa; Chordata; Actinopteri; Salmoniformes; Salmonidae. Bases 1 to 879 code for a protein of 292 amino acids. The transcript has a single exon.